AAUUGUUUAAGCAUAUAUUCGCCAUGACUGAAGAAUAUAUUGAAGUAUCUUCGUUUUCAUAUGAAGAAGAAGAAGAAGCCAUUCUAUGUAACAAAACGGACAUCCUGAUGCUUGGAAAAACCUUCCUGCCUAAGUUGUAUGGCCUGGUGUUCACCAUUGGGCUGAUAGGAAAUUUCCUAGUAGUGCUUACCAUUCUGAAAGCCAGGAACCAAAAGAGCAUCACUGAUAUAUUUUUUUUGAAUCUGGCCAUCUCCGACCUUCUUUUUGUGAUUUCUCUUCCUUUUUGGGCUUUUUAUAUUAUACAUGAUUGGACACUUGGGAACCUUACAUGCCAAAUAGUUUCUUCUUUCUAUUCUGUGGGCCUCUUUGGUGGCAUGUUUUUCAUCACCAUCAUAAGCAUUGACAGAUACCUAGCUAUUGUUUGGGCAACAUGUGUUAUGAAAUCCAGGACAAUCACCUAUGGAUAUCUUACUAGUAUAUUAAUAUGGGCCCUAGCGAUUUUCUUUGCAAGCCCCCACUUUAUAUUCAUCCAAAAGUCAGACAAAAAAUGUACUUCAUUGUAUCCAGAACAUCUUAAAAUAAUAUGGCCUGUUUUCAGCUACUUGGAAAAAAACGUCAUUGGAUUUCUUCUCCCAAUGUGCAUCAUAAGCUACUGCUAUCUGCAGAUCAUCAGAACAUUGCUGUCUUGCAAAAACCAGUGCAAACAAAAAGCUAUGAAAGUGAUUUCACUUGUCGUAAUUGUAUUUUUUCUCUUCUGGACUCCAUAUCACCUUUCACUUUUUCUGCAGGUGCUACAGUACUUUGAAGUCUUCAAAGACUGCAGUUCCUUAAGGUUUUUGGAUUACACAAUACAAGUGUCUGAGUCAGUAGCUUUUAGCCAUUGCUGUCUUAAUCCAAUCAUCUAUGUUUUUGCUGGUGAAAAAUUCAGAAAGCACCUUUCCCACUUGGUUCUCAGAUGCAUUUCAUUCACAUGUGCCUGUGGGUCUUGUGGCAAAUAUUGCAGUGGAGUGCCUACUGCUAUUCCAGAUUGUGUUAUGACCAGCAAUCAUACCCAGAAUACCAGCGACCAAGAUGUAUCUCUCCUUAUUUGAUUGUUAAUAGUUAAAUAGUAUUGAAUAUUGAGACAUAUUGAAUAUUGAACUAUUUUACCCAAGCUAUCCAUAGACUUCACUUUCUCAGUACUGAAACUUUUGUGUACCAUAGUUAUAGGAUUAUGUUUCAAGUAUUUUCCUUAUAUAUUUAUAAAGUAAGAUU
Protobothrops mucrosquamatus (brown spotted pit viper) is the source of this 1254-nucleotide messenger RNA. RefSeq names its product CX3C chemokine receptor 1. Bases 24 to 1091 code for a protein of 355 amino acids. Gene Ontology annotation, molecular function: chemokine receptor activity. The record is from RefSeq and is a predicted model, not a curated record. Gene Ontology annotation, biological process: G protein-coupled receptor signaling pathway; immune response; chemotaxis. Lineage: Eukaryota; Metazoa; Chordata; Lepidosauria; Squamata; Viperidae. The transcript has 2 exons. Gene Ontology annotation, cellular component: membrane.